ACAUACGUGGCCCCGUCUGUGCUGACGGAGAUGGCCACCCAGCCCUGGAUCUCCGAGCGUGGGCCUCGCUCGCCCCGCAAGAGCUACAAGAAUGAAAGCCUACUGCUCAACAACGGGCUGGAGGGCUUCUACCAGGCCAACGCGGCGGCCGCCCACGCCAUUGCCACCCAGCGAGGCAACCACCCGGGCCACGUGAACCAGGGACCAACCACGGUGGUGGCAUCGUCGCGGGCCGUCAACGGCUACGACACCUCGGCGCAGGAAGACAUGGACACCUCGGGGGGAGCAGCGGCCGCAGCGACCGCCUCAACGUCGGGAGGCGGCGUGACGUCAUCGCAGGGCGGAGCCACGGGCGGCGUGCACCACAG
Molecule: messenger RNA, 368 nt
Organism: Aplysia californica (California sea hare)
Lineage: Eukaryota; Metazoa; Mollusca; Gastropoda; Aplysiida; Aplysiidae
Source: RefSeq, a predicted model, not a curated record